AGGAGAGCCCACAGUGAGCCCAGCCACCUCCCCACCAUGGAUGCCACGAACAUGCCCCUCCAGGCUGAGAUGGUGGAGCUGGUGCCCAACGGGAAGCACACGGCCACGCUCACCACCUCCACUGUGCCCUCGCUGGCAGGUGACAGGUUUGAGGAGAACCAGUCCAGUGCGGCGGAGAUGGAGGAGUUCCUACCCCAUGGCACUGAGAAGAAGCAGACCCACUUCACUGAUUUUGAAGGGAAGACGUCUUUUGGGAUGUCCGUCUUCAACCUGAGUAAUGCCAUCAUGGGCAGUGGCAUCCUGGGACUGGCCUACGCCAUGGCCAACACCGGCAUCGUCCUCUUCCUCUUCCUCCUGACGGCAGUGGCCCUGCUCUCCAGCUACUCCAUCCACCUGCUGCUCAAGUCUUCAGGCAUCGUAGGCAUCCGUGCCUACGAGCAGCUGGGCUACCGAGCCUUUGGCACGCCGGGGAAGCUGGCAGCAGCCAUCGCCAUCACGCUGCAGAACAUCGGAGCCAUGUCCAGCUACCUGUACAUCGUCAAAUCCGAAGUGCCUCUUGUCAUCCAGACUUUCCUCAACCUGGAGGAGAAGACCACGGACUGGUACAUGAACGGGAACUACCUGGUGAUCCUGGUUUCUGUCACCAUUAUCCUGCCCCUGGCCCUCAUGAAACAGUUGGGCUACCUCGGCUACGCCAGUGGCUUCUCCCUCAGCUGUAUGGUCUUCUUCCUCAUCUCGGUCAUCUACAAAAAGUUCCAGAUCCCCUGCCCUCUCUCUGAGCAGCAGGGCAACUUCACAGGCAGUCUCAACAACACUCCUGUCAGCACCAGCGACUACCAGAAUGGCUACACUGUCCUCCAGGCACCCGACCAGGGCACCUGCACCCCCAGCUUCUUCACCUUGAACUCCCAGACGGCAUACACCAUCCCCAUCAUGGCCUUCGCCUUCGUCUGCCACCCCGAGGUCCUACCCAUCUACACUGAGCUGAAGGACCCCUCCAAGAAGAAGAUGCAGUGCAUCUCCAACAUCUCCAUCACCGUCAUGUACCUCAUGUACUUCUUGGCCGCCCUCUUUGGCUACCUCACGUUCUAUGGCCGAGUGGAGUCAGAGCUGCUGCACACGUACAACAAGGUGGAUCCCUUCGACGUGCUCAUCCUGUGCGUGCGCGUGGCCGUGCUGACGGCCGUCACCCUCACUGUCCCCAUCGUCCUCUUCCCGGUGCGCCGGGCCAUCCAGCAGAUGCUGUUCCAAGGGAAGGACUUCAGCUGGAUCCGCCACAUCGCCAUCGCUGUGAUCCUGCUGACCUUCAUCAACCUCUUGGUUAUCUUCGCCCCCUCCAUCCUUGGCAUCUUCGGCCUGAUUGGUGCCACCUCUGCUCCCUGCCUCAUCUUCAUCUUCCCUGCCAUCUUCUACAUCCGCAUCAUGCCCAAGGACAAGGAGCCACUGCGCUCCACCCCCAAAAUCCUGGCUGCCUGCUUUGCCCUCCUCGGAGUGCUCUUCAUGAUCAUGAGCCUGAGCUUCAUCAUCAUCGACUGGGCCACGGGGGGAGGCAAGAGCGGUGGCAGCCAUUAG
This is a messenger RNA of Colius striatus (speckled mousebird), 1572 nucleotides long. It is a transcript of the gene SLC38A3, whose product is annotated as solute carrier family 38 member 3. Gene Ontology annotation, molecular function: L-glutamine transmembrane transporter activity; L-histidine transmembrane transporter activity; L-asparagine transmembrane transporter activity. The record is from RefSeq and is a predicted model, not a curated record. The transcript has 15 exons. Gene Ontology annotation, biological process: asparagine transport; histidine transport; L-glutamine transport. Bases 37 to 1572 code for a protein of 511 amino acids. Lineage: Eukaryota; Metazoa; Chordata; Aves; Coliiformes; Coliidae.